UGCUGGGUCUCCAGAUGCUUCACCAUGGAAGGGUCCUUCCGACUGCUGGCCUACUUGAUCUGUGUCAUCCUGAUGGGAUCACUUGUAAGAACUAAAAGAGACACUACUGAGAAUUUGCUCAACACAGAGGUGCACAGCGCCCCGGCGCAGCGCUGGUCUAUGCAGCUGCCCACCGAGGUGAGCGCGGAGGCCGGCGAGGCGGCAGUGCUGCCCUGCACCUUCACGCACCCGCACCGCCACUACGCGGGGCCGCUGACGGCCAUCUGGCGCGCGGGGGCGCCCUACGCCGGCCCGCAGGUGUUCCGGUGCUCAGCAGCGCGCGGCAGCGAACUCUGCCAGACCGCACUGAGCUUGCACGGCCGCUUCCGCCUGCUGGGUAAUCCGCGCCGCAAUGAUCUGUCGCUGCGCGUCGAGCGCCUCGCCCUGGCCGACAACGGCCGCUACUUCUGCCGCGUCGAGUUCGCCGGCGACAUCCACGACCGCUACGAGAGCCGCCACGGCGUCCGGCUGCGCGUGACCGCCGCGCCACGGAUCGUCAAUGUCUCCGUGGUGCCUGGCCCGGCACACGCCUUCCGCGCCCUCUGCACAGCUGAAGGGGAGCCACCGCCCGAUCUCACCUGGUCCGGCCCGGCGCUGGGCCAUAGUUUGGCCUCCCUCCGGGGCCAAGGUCACGGCCACCAGGUGACCGCCGAGCUGCCCGCGCUCACCCGCGACGGCCGCUACACGUGCACGGCCACCAACAGUCUGGGCCGCGCAGAGGCCAGCGUCUACUUGUUCCGCUUCCACGGCUCCAGCGGGGCCUCUGCGCUGGCGCUUCUGCUUGGCACGCUGGGCCUCAAGGCGCUCCUGCUGCUCGGUGCACUGGCCGCGGGCGCUGCCCGCCGCCGCCUAGGUGCGUGCCCCUUGAACCUGCCCACCCAGGACACCCAUCCUCGGCCCCAGGCUCAGGAAUCCAGUUAUGAAAAUCUGGGCCAGAUGAACUCCCGGAGCCCACAGUCCACCACAUGGUCCCCACGAGGAGCUACUCAGACACCAGCAUCCACUUGUGCACCGUCAAAGUGAAGGCCAGA
Messenger RNA from Octodon degus (degu), 1070 nucleotides. RefSeq names its product sialic acid binding Ig like lectin 15 (gene Siglec15). The record is from RefSeq and is a predicted model, not a curated record. Gene Ontology annotation, cellular component: plasma membrane. Bases 25 to 1062 code for a protein of 345 amino acids. NCBI's taxonomy places the organism in Eukaryota, Metazoa, Chordata, Mammalia, Rodentia, Octodontidae. Gene Ontology annotation, biological process: regulation of bone resorption; regulation of osteoclast development; regulation of actin cytoskeleton organization. The transcript has 6 exons.